Molecule: messenger RNA, 3122 nt
Organism: Anastrepha obliqua
Lineage: Eukaryota; Metazoa; Arthropoda; Insecta; Diptera; Tephritidae
Product: endoplasmic reticulum metallopeptidase 1
Exons: 15
Coding region: 363-2966 (867 amino acids)
Biological process (GO): proteolysis
Molecular function (GO): metalloexopeptidase activity
Source: RefSeq, a predicted model, not a curated record
UACUGGCAACUUCAUGCCGUUUGCUGAUUGAGCGGCUUCUCACUUCGCCGGCUUCGUUGACCAAUGUUUACUUUUAUUACCGCGCUGUGGGAUUUUUCUUGGUUUCCACUUACUUCUUUUUAAUUUGUGCCAUUAGUUGUGACUGGUAAUUUUUUUGUCGUGCUCGUAUUACAAUUUAAAGCCGAGGUGAAAUUUUCAACUAGAAGCGUUUUUAAGUUAAGUCCAGUUUUGAGUUUGUGGUUGCGCAGUCAUUCCACGUAGCGGAUUCUCUCCAAAUUCAGUGGAAUGUUUUGAUUUCUGUUUGGGAAUUGAAUUGAAGUGGCCUAGCGUAUUUAUUUGAACAGUGUAUUAAUUUGGCGAAAAUGUGUAGUGAGGCGAGAUGGAAGCAGGAAAAGACACGAAGCUGUUGGCAGCGUAUCUUCGUUGAUCAUGGCAAAAUCAAGUGGUAUUGGGCGCCUGUUUUCCUCUCCUUUUGGGUGCUUCUGUAUUUCUUCAUUUCCAUACCCGCCUAUCAUCGCUUGCCCAAGCCGAUUAAUAUUGCGGACGAAGCUCGUUAUCCGGAUCGUUUCAUAGCGGAGAGAGCAGAACAAAAUCUAAUCAAACUCAUAGCGCUGGGACCACGUGUGGUGGGUAGCGUAGCAAAUGAGCAAAAUGCUAUCCAAUAUUUCCAGGAAAAACUGAAAGAUAUUCAAGCCGGUGCAAAUCCUUUACUUGAAAUUGAAGGCGAUGUGCAAUUGGCUUCCGGUAGCUAUUGUCACUGGGACAUGGUCAACAUGUAUCAGGGCAUACAGAAUUUUGUAAUUAAAAUUGGCCCGAAAGAUACGAACAGCACCUCGUAUUUAUUGGUAAACAGUCACUUCGAUUCCGUGCCGCAUGGGAAAGGCGCUGGCGAUGAUGGCACAAUGGUGGCCAUUAUGUUGGAGACUGCACGCGUCAUCUCCAAAUCGAGUCAACCACUGCUCAAUCCAGUUGUCUUCCUCUUUAAUGGCGCCGAGGAGAAUCCACUUCAGGCUUCACACGCUUUCAUUACACAGCACAAAUGGGCGAAAUACAUCAAAGCUUUAAUAAAUUUGGAUUCAGCAGGCAAUGGUGGACGCGAAAUUCUCUUUCAAUCUGGCCCUAAUCACCCUUGGCUGAUGAAGCAUUAUCGUCGUGCUGUAAUGCAUCCAUAUGCCUCGACGGUGGCGGAAGAAAUGUUCCAGCGGCAGUUUAUACCAUCAGAUACUGAUUUUAGGAUAUUCCGUGACCACGGUCGUGUGCCUGGACUGGAUAUGGCGCACCAGUACAACGGAUAUGUCUAUCAUACACGUUUCGAUGUACCAGACAUUGUGCCGCGUGGCACCUUCCAAAAUACCGGUGAUAAUGUACUCGCGCUGGUACGCGAAAUCGCCAAUGCACCCGAAUUGGAAGAUCCCUCGCUCUACUCUGAAGGUCACACAAUCUUCUUCGAUGUGCUCGGUCAUUCACUGGUAUUUUACAGCGAAACUGAAGGUGUUAUAGUGAAUGUGCUCGUCUCCUUAGUCGCCAUCAUCACCUGUACGUAUUCCUUUAAGCAAAUGGCGCACAGCACGGGCACGAAGUUUGUUAAAGUCGUAAAUCGUGCCAUUACUCUCUUCGGUAUUCAAGUGCUCGCCGUAAGCGCUGCAGCAGCGCUCUGCUUCUUGAUGGCCGUUUUACUGGAUCUGCUGCACAUGCCAAUGACGUGGUUCACCAACUCGUGGCUGAUUAUGGGCUUGUAUUUCUGCCCGUUAUUCUUCGGAUUCGCCAUUGUACCGGCGAUAUACUUUAAAUCGCAAGGGAAGGAUCGCUUCCCGCUUGGCUAUCGCGUUCAAAUACUACUGCACUGCCAUUGUCUCUUCUUGGCUUUCGUUACGCUGAUCGCUACUAUUGCCGGCAUACGUUCCGCUUUCAUGCUCAUGAUUGCAGUUCUAUUCUACACUUUGGGGCUGAUCGUCAACUUGAGCACCAAACUGCACAACAAAUCACUGCCUUGGCUUAUUCCUCAUAUCAUCUGUAAUAUUCCGCCAUUCCUAUUCUACGCAUACCAGGCCCACGGUUUCUUUGUCACCUUCAUUCCAAUGACGGGUCGGUUUGGCGCCAGAGUUAAUCCUGAUCUGAUCAUCUGCGGAUUUACAAUUGGUGUGGGUAUACUCACUGGUGGUUUUAUGAUUCCAGUCUUGAAUCUGUUCCGCAAAUCCAAGACAAUAAUUUGUUCACUGCUCGUAUUCACUGCUCUCUUCCUGAUACUCGCGGUUACCCCGAUUGGCUUCCCAUAUCGUCCAGCAACCAACGUUCAACGCUUCUCUGUGCUGCACACUCGUCGCGUCUUCCACGAUGAAACUAACGCUGUACGCCGCCUAGAGACUGGCUACUUCAUCUUACCGCAAGAUCGUCGCAUUUAUUCCGUCAAAAAUCAGUUACUCAACAUGUCGUUGGCUCAAACCCUUGACAAAGAUUGCGAAGAGGAAAUGUUAUGCGGUCUGCCGCUUUACAAUCAUCGUUGGCAUAAAGCGCGCGCCUCAAGCAUUUGGAUACCUGGACCAGAUCCCCAGUUCGAUAGAGUGCCACAAGUGAAAUUAAUUUCCAAGGAUCAAUUGAGUAAAACGUCAAUUCGCUAUAAGCUGGAGUUGAGUGGCCCAGACCAUAUGGGUUUAUAUAUCAACCCCUUAAAGGAUCGCAAAGUCAGCGCUUGGUCAUUCCAUUAUACGCCACUGCGACUUGGUUGGGAUACGCCGUAUUUCAUUUAUUUCUCAUACGGCAAGGAUAGUAGCCCAUUGAAUUUUACAUUGGAAUUUGAGAACCCCUCGGAGGACUGGAGCUCACCAAUAUUUGAAAUUGGCAUCGCGGGCCAUUGGAAUCAUGAUGAGAGCACGCAUACGGAAGAUUUCAAAAAGUUCCUUAGCAGUUUCCCCAAAUAUGUAGACGCAAUAGCAUGGCCAGCAUACUAUGAGACGCGACUGUUCUAAGUCCAAAUUGAACUUAUGCGUAUAUGUAUAAUAUAUUUGUAUGUGUAUGUUUGAAUGCAUAAUCUACUUAAGCAAACUUAUAACAUAGUUGAUUGUUUUGCGAAUAGUUUUGCUAUAAUUUUUUAUUUAUUUCUCACUCUAUGCAAAAUUAUAGGU